This is a messenger RNA of Trichomonas vaginalis G3, 1410 nucleotides long. RefSeq names its product surface antigen family. The transcript has a single exon. NCBI's taxonomy places the organism in Eukaryota, Parabasalia, Trichomonadida, Trichomonadidae. The coding region runs from base 1 to 1410 and encodes 469 amino acids. The record is from RefSeq and is a predicted model, not a curated record.
AUGAUCCUCUCGUGUGCACCCUUAACAAUUCCAAUUAUCGGAACUGAAUGCUUUAGAGGAUGCAUUAAUUUCGAGAAAUUUGUAGCAACCAGAAUAAAUAUAAUACUGGAUUCUUGUUUUUCCGGCUGUUAUAAUCUUGAAAGCUUUGAAGCAAACGGAAUUUCAAGAAUCGGAAAUGGAGCAUUUUUGAAUUGUUAUAAACUAAUAUCCAUAAAUGCAUCAAAUAUUUAUCAAUUGGGAAAUUCUGUAUUUUCAAAUUGUUUCGCAUUAAAAUCAUUCAAUUCAAUUAUUAAUACAACAUUAUCAUAUAAUACAUUUAGUUCGUGUUCUUCUCUUGUAAGAUUUUCUGCAAUAUCGGUCCCAGAGAUUAGUAAUGAGUGCUUUAAAAAUUGUAAAAAUCUAGUAUCUGUUUUAUGCCAAAAUAUAACAUUAUUAGGAAAUUCGGCGUUUUAUGGUUGUCUUCGUUUGGCUGAUAUUGAUACAUUCAAUGUUAAAAUAUUAGGAAAUUUGCCGUUCGAAAGAUGCUUAUCUUUGAAGAACUUCAAUUCAUCAUUCAUCACAGAAAUACCACAAAAUUUGUUCAAAGAUUGCGUUGGUAUGAUCGAAGUUAAUUCAUCUUGUGUUACAAAUAUCGGAUCAAAUGCAUUCAAAGGAUGCACAUCUCUCAAGUCGAUCAAUCUUCCUAUGCUGACAUCUAUCUCGGAUUCAUCAUUUUCAGGAUGCACAUCACUCAUCACAUUCACAUCGACAACAUUGAUUGAAAUAGGUCCUAAUGCAUUCGAUAACUGCCAUCACAUGGAGACAUUCAAUGUUCCAUCAUGGACGAUGAACAUCAUAUAUGAUGGAACAUUCCGCAACUGUUACAAUCUCAUCCACAUCCCAGAUACAUCUUCAGUCAACACAGUUGGGAAAGAAUCAUUCAUGAAUUGUCGCAGUUUAGAAUCAUUCAACACGAACAACUUAGUUACAGUUCAAGAUCGAACAUUCAAAGGAUGCACAAAUCUCAAGAUAAGCAACACAAACAUCAUCAAGACAAUCGGCUAUGAAUCAUUCAUGCUAUGUUCAUCAAUCACAACAUUCAACUUCCAUUCAUGCACAAAUCUUGGUGAAUCAUCAUUCGAAUCAUGCAACAUCAGCGGAACAUUAACAAUGAACAACACAUUCUCAUCUAUUCCACACAAUUCAUUCAGAAACAACAAGAUAUCAGAGCUUUAUCUUCGAAGGUGUCAUAUCGAGAAUGGAGCAUUUUCUGAUAACAAUGAACUGAAAACAUUAUUUUUAGACACAAUUUCAUUGCGUGAUCGCGCAUUUUUCAAUUCAACAAACAUCAAAUCAAUUUAUCUCAAUGGUGUUAACUUCUUUUAUGAAAAUUCAUUAGAUUUGAUUCAUGCAUGUGUAAAUUAUAAUUGA